Messenger RNA from Coregonus clupeaformis (lake whitefish), 2687 nucleotides. Its product is annotated as cysteine sulfinic acid decarboxylase. The transcript has 15 exons. The record is from RefSeq and is a predicted model, not a curated record. NCBI's taxonomy places the organism in Eukaryota, Metazoa, Chordata, Actinopteri, Salmoniformes, Salmonidae. Gene Ontology annotation, biological process: carboxylic acid metabolic process. Bases 92 to 1549 code for a protein of 485 amino acids. Gene Ontology annotation, cellular component: cytoplasm. Gene Ontology annotation, molecular function: pyridoxal phosphate binding; sulfinoalanine decarboxylase activity.
CACCUGCUUCCGCUCUCGGCUCUGCCUUAUAAAAGUUUCUCCACGGUUCUGGCCACAGUUCACAAGCAGGCACAGAGUGUGGUUUUCAGUCAUGACUCAACUACCUAGAUUCUGGAACGUGGGAUGGUCUUCCUUUCUUGACUGGUGGAGUAAUCAGAGUGUUGUUUCAGAGCAAGACAAUGUGACAACUACAGGACCUUCUCAACCCUAUGCUCAGCAGCACCUGAAUGAACCUCUUCUGGACCACAGAGAGGGCCAGCUCUUCCUGACCGAGGCUUUUAAAGUGAUCCUUGAGGAGGUGCUAUGUAAGGGCAUAGACGUCAACGAGAAGGUGUGUGAGUGGCGUGAGCCAGAGGAGUUGGCUGCUUUGCUAGAUCUGGAGCUGAGAGAGAAUGGGGAGCCACAGCAUCAGCUGCUGCAGAGAGUACGGGACGUGGCCAAGUACAGUGUCAAGACCAAUCAUCCACGGUUCUUCAAUCAGCUCUUUGCAGGGGUGGACUACCAUGCCUUGACAGGACGAUUCCUUACGGAGGCUCUUAACACUAGCCAGUAUACCUAUGAGGUAGCUCCAGUGUUUGUCCUGAUGGAAGACGAGGUACUCUCAAAGCUACGUUCUCUAGUUGGGUGGGCAGAGGGAGAUGGCAUCUUCUGCCCAGGCGGUACUGUGUCUAACAUGUAUGCCAUGAACCUAGCACGCUACCGGGCCUUCCCAGAAGUUAAACUAAAGGGACAGUUGGCCCUCCCUCGACUGGCUGUCUUUACAUCUCAAGAGAGCCAUUACUCUGUGAUGAAAGCAGCUGCAUUUCAGGGUAUUGGGACAGAGAACGUGUUUAUGGUCAACGUGGAUGAUAGGGGUUGCAUGAUUACAGAGGACCUUAGAGAGAAAAUUGAGCUGGCGAAAUCUCAAGGGGCAGUACCAUUCUUUGUUCACGCUACAUCAGGAACGACGGUACAAGGCGCCUUUGACCCACUGGAGCCCAUCGCUGACAUCUGUGACAGACAGGGGUUGUGGAUGCAUGUCGACGCAGCCUGGGGAGGGAGUGUUCUCUUCUCAAAAGAACACAGACAUCUCAUGAGAGGAAUUGAGAGAGCCGAUUCAGUAACUUGGAAUCCACACAAGAUGAUGCUAACUGGCUUGCAGUGUUCAGCCAUUCUGCUCAAGGACACCACGGACCUGUUGAAACGUUGCCACAGUGCAGAUGCAACGUAUCUCUUCCAGCAGGACAAGUUCUAUGACAUGAGUCUGGACACAGGGGACAAGUCCAUACAGUGCGGCCGUAAGGUUGACUGCCUGAAGCUGUGGUUGAUGUGGAAAGCUGUGGGGUCACAAGGCUUGGAAAAGCGUGUGGACAGGGCUUUCGCUCAUACAAGAUAUCUGGUAGAGAAGAUGAAGAAAAGAGAGGGCUUUGAACUUAUAGGGAAGCCUGAGUUUGUGAACGUGUGUUUCUGGUUCAUACCACCCAGUCUGAGGGGAAAGGAGAACAGUCCAGACUACCAGGACAGAUUGUCAAAGGUUGGUGGCUCCAGUGAUAAAGGAGCGUAUGAUUAAGCAGGGUACUAUGAUGGUGGGCUACCAGCCUCAGGGUGGACGAGUCAACUUCUUCCGCAUGAUAGUCAUCUCUCCGCAGCUCUCCUACCAAGAUAUGACCUUCUUUCUGGAUGAGAUUGAGAGGCUAGGGAAUGAUCUGUGAUAGUCAUUCUAGUUAUAGUUUUGCAUCUCCAUUUAUGUCACUGACUCCUCUGACUCUCAGCAUCAGAUAUGUCUGUUUUGUGUGUUUUUUAACAAUAAUAUUACUAGUUUUUUACAGUUUUGGGGAAACUACUUUGAAAUUAUAGUUUACCAAGCUACUAAUUACUUCACAAUGGAAGAAGUUAAGAUACACAAAAAAUACCCUUAAGAAAAACAUAGUUUACUUAACUAAAGUUACUUUGAAAAAGUAGUUCACUACAUCCAAACUACUCCGUGAUAAAGUAUAUCUAAAGGUGAAAUGUCAGACUACAAAUUUUAAGAACAGAUCACAGAUCUGCAGUCAAUGUUAACAGAAUGUGUAAUUUAGCCUAUUUAACACAAAAACUGAUUCAAGUGAGAAUUAGGCAGGUCUGAUGCUGAAAAAGAAAGGAAAUUCCUACUUCACCCUUUAAAUUACAUUUUUGCAACAAACAAAAAAAUUGUGUAGUUAACUACUGAAAACACUACCAAGAUUUAAAUGUAGUUCAACUACCACCAAGCUACUGCAAAAUGUAGUUACAUUACUAGUUGAAUUACAUGUAGUUAACUACUCCCCAACACUGCUUUUUUAUCAGACUACUCUAAUGGCACUGAUUGUUGCCUAACAAAGUGCCUGAAAUGUGGUAUGUGACACAGUAAUAAACCUAGUCCAGUGAUAUAUAUAUAUAUUGUAUGGCCUUUAUGUAUUAUUGGGUUGUAGAACAUGAUGUAGGAGAUCCUUCUGAAAAAUACCCGUGACAGAUGCCGAGGGAAGCCUGAUCAGUGACAUGAUGCGUGGAGACAGACGGACAGACAGACGGACAGACAGACGAGCCCAUGGGCUGCGGGCUGCAGCAGAACCGUGUCAACAUCCUGGACAUGGUUCCAUGGAAGACGUCUCCCCUGCAUAAACAGUGAACUUGAGUGACUCAACGUGCCUGGAUUAAAGAUGGCCUUGUAUGAGAAGGGUGGAUGCUUA